AUGACUAACUUCCACCCGCCUCUACCUGUUUUGUACUUUCACCACUCUCAUUAUUCCUUUGUCCUUCUACCAAUCUGUUAUCUCCAUCACUCUCUCUAUUUUUGUUUUACUUUUCUUUCUCCCUAUGCUUUUAACUUUUAUUUAUUUUUCUUUGCCUCUCUCUCUCUUUCUCUAAAUUGUGACUUUUCCCUUUCGUUUGUUUCUCUUUUGUUACCUUCUCCUUUUCACAUCUUCUUUUGUAUAGUUUCUCUUCCCUCUUUCCUCUCUUGCCCUGUCUUUUCCUUGCUCUCCAUCCUCUCUCUAGUCGUUUGCUCUCUUUCCUCUCCUCUCUUAUCUAUCUAUCUAUCUAUCUAUCUAUCUAUCUAUCUAUCUAUCUAUUCGAUUUUUUCUUUUGUCUUUUUCUUUUUUUUUCUUUCUUUCUUUCUUUCUUUCUUUCUUUCUUUCUUUCUUUCUUUCUUUUAUUUACCAUUUUCUCUUUCUUUUUCUCUUCUUCGUUUCACACCUUCGCUUUCAUUUUUCUUUUUUCUCUCUUGUUCUCAAUCUGAUCUUUCCUUUCUUCCUCACUUUUUUCUUAUUUACAAUGUCGUAUUUCUUUUUCUCUCGCCUUCCUUUUUUAAUUUCUUUUGUUUUGAAAUUUCCCGCUCCUUUUUCUCUUUUCACUUACUGCCUUUUCUUCUCUUUCUCCUUUUCUACAUUCUCUUUUUCUCACACCUUUUGUUUUUGCUAUUUUUUAUUUAUUUCUUCCUUUACUUUUCGUAUUGUCCUCUCUUCGUUUUUUUCUUUCUCUCUUCCCGUUUACUUUAUCUUCCUCUUUUAAUUUUCUCACUUUCAUUCUUUUGUUGUUUUUCUUCUUUUUCUCUUUUGCUCUCUCUCUCGCUCUCUCUUCAUUUCCCUCCCCUCUCUUCCACUCAUCUUUUCCAUUUCUUUUUCAUUCCAUUUUUUAAAUUCAUUCUAUUUUUCUUCUUCUUUCUUUCUCUCUUUCUUAUUCUUCCUCGUUCUAUUCCACUUCUUUCUAAUAAUUUUCUCUUAUUUUCUAUUCCUACGCACUUCCUUUUUCUCUAUUUUUUUUUGCCCUCUCUCUUUCUUUUUACUUUCGCUCCCUCUCUCUUCCAUUUAUCUUCGUUUUUUUUUCAUUUUUUGACUGCUCUUUCUUUUUCUCGUCCUCACUGCUUUCUAUUCAUGUUCAUUUUCUCCUCUUUCUCUUUACCUGUCUCUCAUCGGACCUCGCCUUUUCUUCUUUUAAUCCCCCCCUUACUACUUCCUAUCAUCACCUCUUCUUUAUUUUCUUCCUUAUUUCGUUUUUUAUAUUUACCUCUUCUUUCUUUUCUUUCCCCCACCUACCUUCUUUCCUUCCGUCUUUCCCCCCGAUUUUUUUUCGUUUCUUUUCUUUUCCUUUUCCUCUACCUUGCAUUCCCACUUCUUUUUUCUUUCUUUCCUUUUUUCUUUAAUUCCGUGCUUUCCCAUUUACUGUUUCCUUCCUUUUUCUUUUUUCUUUCAUUUCUUUCAACCUUUCAUGUUUUUUCCUACAUCAGCUGCCAUUUUGACUUGAUCUAUCUAUCUAUCUAUCUAUCUAUCUAUCUAUCUAUCUGCACAUAUCAUUUGACUAUAGUGCCGUCUUUCUUUCUUUCAUUUUUUAUCCUUCUUUUCUUUGAUCCUUUCUUUUUAUUACUUUCUCUCUUUCUUUUCUUUAUUUCUUGUCUUUCUUUAUUUCUUCCUUUCUGUCUUAUCUUUCUUUAUUUCUUGUCUUUCUUUCUUUCUUUCUUUUCUUUCUUUCUUGUCUUUCUUACUUUCCUUCUUUCUUUCUUUUGCUUUCUUUUUUCUUUCUUUUUCUCUCUUUCACUUUUUCUUUCUGUUCUUUCUUUCUUACUUUUAAGCUAUCUUGCAUAUCUGUCACUGUGUUGUGUUCCCUCCAGAAGCUAUCUUGCAUAUCUGUCACUGUGUUGUGUUCCCUCCAGAAGCUAUCUUGCAUAUCUGUCACUGUGUUUGUUCCUCCAGAAGCUAUCUUGCAUAUCUGUCACUGUGUUGUGUUCCUCCAGAAGCUAUCUUGCAUAUCUGUCACUGUGUUGUGUUCCCUCCAGAAGCUAUCUUGCAUAUCUGUCACUGUGUUGUGUUCCCUCCAGAAGCUAUCUUGCAUAUCUGUCACUGUGUUGUGUUCCCUCCAGAAGCUAUCUUGCAUAUCAUUCAUCCAUGCUUUGA
Messenger RNA from Acanthosepion pharaonis, 2196 nucleotides. The record is from the annotation of a GenBank genome assembly. Lineage: Eukaryota; Metazoa; Mollusca; Cephalopoda; Sepiida; Sepiidae.